GGGGUUGCAUCACAAGCCGAAGUUGUGUUGUCGCGAUGUUUGGUUCCCUUUCUGAAGAAGAACAAGUGAUUUCUUCCUUUUUAAAAGAGAUGGCAGAUCAAGACUACUUUCAGACAAGCGCUGCUGGUACAACAAUGACGGUCUAGAGUCUGAGGAGAGGAGAGAAGAACCGACCAGGUUUGAGUCAAAGAUGGUCGACUGGAAGGAGUUCACCGUGGUAGUGUUUUGCUUGAUCGUGAUGACGUGUUACGUGGUGUGGGACAACAAAGCUGCAUUCCGACUUCCCACUAUGAUCCCCGGCAGUGCACGUGUUUUGAAGGUGACAAAACUGGCGUCAUCAACCCCCAAAACACCAACCAAAACACCAACCAAAAGUUUGGAAGAGGGAGCCAUGGAUCAAGUGAUGGCACAUUUCAACAUGACGUCCGUACGGGAACUGCAGAAAAUCACAAGGAAGUAUUUUUCUCCGGAAAGACACAUCAUAGAUCUCUCAGACCUGGACAACUUCAUGAAAAAAUGCAACACAAAAACGUUCACCCUUCUCAACUCGAAGAGACGCUGUAACGUCACUCACAGCCCCGUUACACGGUACCGGACCUGUGCCGUGAUAGGGAACGGGGGAAUCCUACUGAACAGCCGCUGUGGUGGGGAGAUCGACGCGCACGAGUUCGUCAUACGGAACAACCUCCCGCCGACUUCUCCGUACCAGAAAGACGUCGGAAGGAGAACCAACCUCACCACAAUCAACCGCGCACGUCUGAUGCAAGUAGCCGGGGGACUGAGGCGGAAAAAACGCGCCAAGACGCUGGCUCGACUGAGCGAGUCCCCGGGAAUGAUCUUCAGCUACUCCCUGUCUCUUCCAGGCUCUCCUUCCAAGAAGAAACUCCAGGCGAUAGACAGGGCUAUCAAGGAGAACCACAUCGAUGCUGUAACGGCUUUUUCUCAUCGGUCCUACAUGUCGAACAAAGGGUACUCCUUGUACAAGGAACUCUUCAAGAAACGAUUUCGACUCCCGUCGACCGGACUGAACACCUUCGCCCUGGCCUCCACGUUCUGUGACCGGAUCUCCAUGUACGGGUUCUACCCCCUGCCGACAUACCGCAACCGGAGCGUGCCGUAUCAUUACUACGACGGGAAGAUGUUUAACAAGGCCCACAAGAUGCCUGCAGAGUUUGAGACGUUUCAGGAACUCCACAGGAGAGGGACAAUAAGACUUGUCGUUGGGAAAUGUGAUGAGUGGUGAAGAACUGUAAAUUAAGGGUUUGGGCCACUACAGUGCCAAUGUACUCAAUAACUAGAGAAGUAACAUUUGCAAAGCAAAUGCAUAAUGUUUACCUUCGGACAUGGUCUGCUCUGUUAAUUCUUACUCAAACACA
Messenger RNA from Branchiostoma belcheri (Belcher's lancelet), 1376 nucleotides. Its product is annotated as CMP-N-acetylneuraminate-poly-alpha-2,8-sialyltransferase-like. Gene Ontology annotation, molecular function: alpha-N-acetylneuraminate alpha-2,8-sialyltransferase activity. Gene Ontology annotation, biological process: oligosaccharide metabolic process; N-glycan processing. The record is from RefSeq and is a predicted model, not a curated record. The transcript has 4 exons. NCBI's taxonomy places the organism in Eukaryota, Metazoa, Chordata, Leptocardii, Amphioxiformes, Branchiostomatidae. The coding region runs from base 191 to 1243 and encodes 350 amino acids.